AUGGAUUACGACUUUGGCGAUCACUUUGACCACGAUGACAAAGACGACUGGGGCAACGACGAUGGAGUGUGAGUACUCUUUUGCAUUAACGCGAGGUACUGACACAUAAUGUAUCAUGCGCAGAAACAACGAAACCUUGUUAAAAGUUCCUAGGCACAGUGUAAAAACCGAUUUAAAAAGCAAAAGAUAGUGCAGAUAGGUUGGUACCGAGAAGGACGUAGGAGACGGGAAUGGCCAUUUCAGGCCUAAUAGCCAUCGUCAGCCAGCCUUAACCUACAUUGGGUUUGGGAGCAUUAAAAUCGUAACAUAGGGUCUUUGGUUAUUAAGCGCUAAUAAUUCUGACGGUCCAACCACUUAUUUACAAGACGGUUGUCCUGUUGGCUGCGAUCAGGCGAAGUGACUACGGUUUGAAAUUCAGGUGCCCCCAAACCUGUGAUUGGGUAGGGCUGACUGACUGAAUACGUCAGAAAUGCUCAUCUCGAAGUCUCCUAUUUUGUUCUGUACAAUACACACCAACAUGUACUAGUAGUCUACACGCGACUGCCUGUGUGAGGUCCGGAGCGAACCUCAGAACAUAACAGCACGAGCAACUGUUCCGUUAAAAGCUGGAAUUUUGUGAACUUCAAUUUAGGAGGGUUUGAAAUUUUAAACCCCAAAAGAUAGAAUUUGUUUACAAACCCCUGUUCGAAUUAGGGUCGACAUAUGGCCGACAUGAUUGCGAGGAAUUGGGGAAGCAGCUAGAAAAAGUAACUGCGCAUUUUCCAUGAAGGAUUACAUUGACAAUGUAUUUGUCGGUCAUUUUACGGAACAUACUAUUUCACCGUUGCGCCCUGGGGCUCAGUCGGUAGCCCAAACCGGCAGUCGCACAGGAACCGCAAAUAUAUGAUUAAAGAGAAGCCAAAAACGACAGGGCAGACGGGACUAACGAUUUCUGAUUCGUUGGAGACCUAUAACCGAUUCCAGGUUUUGUAUGAUCCGGGAUCUCAGUGCCAUUGCAGCCAGUACGACGGCAGAUUUCUGACUAAACUGCAGCGAGUUUAACUUAAAAAGGAUAGGCGACCAGGGAUGCUGGGCUCAAAUCCCAGCCCCUGCAGACUAGCGGUUGGUAAGACUGACUAUUGAAGACUAACAAAAUUGAAAAAGCUCAACCUCAGACUCUCUUUUCUAUGCCGAUGCUCCUCUUAUAAAUAUUGAGCUAUACGUAUUGUAGGCAGUGUCAUCGCGAGAGCCCUGAACCGACAUGAUGGCCUCAGGAUUAAAAAAAGGAGCAGAGAGAUGGGCAUUUCCCGCCUAUUUGCCUUGAUCAGCCAGUCAGAAUGCAACUCAAAGUUGUGGAGCACACACGCGAACUCCCAGAAAAGGAGCCCCAAGCAACGUGCUCAUCACUGCAUAAUCGGGUUUCGUUAGGUCCACUGACGGCGGUGAUCUCUAGUCACAUGAUUAAGUUGCGUGUUCCAAGCUGGAGAUGAAAACCACGCUGCCUCGACGCAGAGGCCCACAUCUCAAAAAGGUAGUUGCAGGGCAACUGCAAAUUAUCAGUCGACACGUCUUCAUUGACAAGACAGUGAGGAUGCGAAUGUCCUUUUCAUGACUUAUCUGUCGUCAUACGACAGAGAUAUUAUAACCCCAGGACUACACGCCGGCGGUCUUAAUUCCAACCAUGCGCUUAUUCGGCAGCAGCCUAGCUAGUUCAUCCAGACUCCAGAGAGCACCGAAUACUCCUUGGCACAACAAUGCCAUACAACGGCCAAGCCUCAGUGUUGGCUAGUCGUCUAGGCCUUGUCAUCGUGGGCUGAUGACGAAGAACUUCAGAGGACCUUCAUAAUCCUUAGUUCUUUCUCACAGUUAGGUCGGACUGGCGUAUAACUCUUCGGGUACUGUGUGCGAUGAAUGGAAGAAAGGGUGAAAUUCUGAACACAUUUAAGAUGCUAAACCGUCAUGUCUUAUUUGUAGUACCACAUGUGUUUAUGCAUUUCCAAAUCCUUGUAGGUUGUACGUUGCCGGAGUGGCAUUGUUGUGCUUUGGUGUAUUAUUUGUCCUUAUUGGUGGAAUCUGCGUCUCCUGCGCCUGCUGUUCUCGUGAGGCCGCGCAUAGAGAUAGAGAAUUUUCGGCCGAAACUCUACAGCAGGUAACUGUUUGUCCUUAUGCGGAUCGCACUUCAAAGGGUUUUAAACCCCGAACAAGUGCAAUCUCUACCACCAGCCUCACCUGCAUUUUAUGUUUCCGAAUUAUAGGCUGCUCAAAUUUCAUGCGUGGAAAAUUACUUAGUCAUUCUUGCUAUCAAGAUGCCAUGCGAUACAGAAAAUGUGUGCAGUGCAUGUGGACUUUGUUAUGUUAUUCAUUAUAUUUGCUGUCGUCGUGAAUUUAAGGAUACUUUACGCAGAAAAUACAUAAAAGCAAUUCUAUAUGCCCAGAUGGUGAAACAUUAUAUGCACUUAAACGUAUAUGCUUUAAAAUAGGAUAUAUUCGCUUUUUUAAAGUUUUCGCAAUAUAAACGUUUUCAGGAAUCUACAAGUGUCCAUUCAUAAAAUGUCGUAUGUGCCCAUUUAUCAUAGCUGCCUGUUUAAUAAACAAGAUAUUCGGUAUCCAUUUGAGCGUUUCCUGAGACCUGUGUUGCCUUAUUAAAUUACAUGGAAUAGUACGAUAUGUCAUGAACGAAAAUUUACAGUUUACAGAUUGAAAAGCUUAAAUGCAAAUACGAUGGAAGACCAGGCUCAAAACUACUCGGGAUAUAGAUAGUAUUCUAAAGGCAGGUGGCAUCAUUUUGAGCGUAAAAUUUAGCAAACAUGUUACUUCAAUCAAAAAAACACCACAUGAGUAUUUCCCAAAACAUAUUUGAAUUUGUAGGGACGUCUAAAACCAACGAAAACUUUAAUAAAUAUAAGCAGUCAUUUUUGCAUAAGGCAGUUUUUGCAGCUAAGCAAAAGAAAUACUUUCGAAAGCCAGAACCUGCUCCCGAUCCACAAGGACGUUGUGAAAUUUGGGUUAACUCGUCUCUCAAUUUAUAUCUAAUGCAUACAGUAGAUGGGAUAACUCAUGAAACGUCAGUCGAAAUUUCGAAAACAUUAAUUAAGUAGGGUUGUAAAACUGCUCAUCCUGCAGCAUAAUUCUAUAAUAAAUAUGUUACCCAAUGGUGCCAGCUUCCGAAAGAACUUACGUCAGGCCGCAAGCAGAUUCAUUCUCUGCAAAGAACGACUACUUAAGUAGCAUGCAUUUUUCUUAUUGAUUUUCGAUGCCCUUAAAAAAUCAUUUAUAUGUUAUGGAAAACAUGUAGACGGAUAUUUACUGUCCUGCUCAUUUGAUUAAAACUGACGUUUUCGUUCAAUGUCGUACUCAAAAGAAGGGCAUGAUUCGGCUUUGGGAAAUGUUUUAAUUGCAAGACUUCUUAAAGCCCUGAUAUGGCCGUUCAUAGAACGUCAUGUCUCUUCAUUUACCAAUGUAGUUUUUAAAGUUAACAACAAGCCUUCAAUCCACUGCUGAAUUCUGUAAGCCCAUAUGGUCUUCUCUUAAUAACGUGGAGAAAUGUAUAGUUUGUCGUACGCGGAAAACUUACGAUUUGUAGUUUGGAAACCGUUAAUGAAUGUGUAACGGCAGGUUGUGUUCAAAAUUAUUCGGGAAUUUAAAGUUUUUAAAUGCCACAUUAUGCUCUUUUCUGGAGUAGUAAAUUGAAACUGAAGUUAAUUGUCUACCGAAUGAGCAAAAGAAUGAAUACUUUAUGCAUGCUUUCCAUGGCAUAUAAUUGAAUGUUUAAGGGCAUCGGAUAUCAAUGAGAAAAAGUCAUGCUACUGAAGUUGUCAUUGUUUGCAGAGGAUGGUUCUUGCAUGCAACCGUCAAGGACUCUAUUCUAAAGCGGGCACUCUGAGGUGACCGGAUUAAUAAAGAAUUAUACUACAUGGUGAACAGUUGUACAACCCUAUAUAUUUAAUGUUUUCGAAACGAGAACGCAUUUCGAAAUUUCGACCGGCAUUUUAUGAGUUAGCCCACCUACUGCAUGUCCGACACUUGUAAGUUUUAUAAAUCUUGUCAGACGAUUAGCAAGUGGUAUUAGUAUCCGAAACAUAUAUCGUUUGCGUGGGAAAAAGAAUUUACAUCGUUUCGUCAGAUACCCCACCAAACGUAAUUUAACAGGCCAAUACACAUGCCGCUUUCACUCACGGGAACACAUUGUACGGGCCGGUACCAGUCACAGUUUAUAACAUCCGCCCUUUUCAAUAAGGCCUUACAUUGAGUGAAAGACAUUGAGCAGAUGUUAGCAUUUCGACAAGGCUGGAAAAUGUUUGUACCUAAAAUGGAAUUAUUGAUGCCAUCGAUAAGCCUGUGUUUGGUUUUGUCCAUAAUGAGACGUUCCGUAGGCCUUUAAUAUGAUGCUCAAAAAAGGUCCACAAAAUCCAAAAUUAUAUUUAAGGACACACUUGUGGGAUGUGGUUCACUAACGUGAACAUUUAAAUUAACUGAAUUUUAACGUAGCAAAAUCCUUCAACUUAAAUUUUCUAGGAAAAUUUGGCUUUUGACUUGCCAGAAAUACUGUGUGAAACAACUCUCCCUGCGCAUUACUUUCAGGAAAAGGCUUGCAUUUGUGUAAGCGCUAGUCGCCUUAUCAGUUUGAGGUAAUGUAUGCACGAAAAUUCCCAUUUAGUCGAUUUUUAUAAGAUCUAUAAUAAUCCACUUGAAAAGGAGCAAACGUUCAUUUACUCAGCAGGUGAGAUGCAGUACUUGACCCAUCUGAUGAAAGAUCGCAAUCUGUGAAGUUAAAUUGUUGUGGCGCUCGAAACGCACACCCAGCAAAAAAAGGAGGUUAUACCACGCUAAAAAUACGACGGAGCUUCAAAAUAAGACACAGUUCACUUAUUAUUUGUUGACUUAAAAAUAAUUAUUUUACGAAAAAUUACCAGGGUAUUAAAACGACUCCAUGACGUGUCAACUAGUCAAGGCCUAAUAUAACUGCCAGCGGGGAAUAGAAACGUCGCAAAACGAAAAUAUCGAUGGAAGAUAGUAAAAUGUUCAACGUAUUAGUACUUCUUCGAUUGUCAUUUAGCUUUCAAAGUUUCCGCAAAGCUCGAGGACAUGGAGACUACCAAGUUGCCUAAGGUGGUUUGGUCUAUAAUUGUUUAGCUAAAUUUUCAACUUCUGCUUUAUAGGAAGAUGUCUAAACGCUUUGUCUUUUUUUGAUGAAUGCAAGCUUUUUGAUGCAAUUAAGGCCAGUGCUGUUGGCCGGAAUAAAAAUGCUUUGAAGGUCGCAGGCGGAGGGACUGAUUGGGAUCUAAAAUAUCAGACUAUAGUCGUUCGUUUAAUUGGAAUCAUACCUUCUUUGAACUAUGGAAAGGAGGUUUAUCCUGCAAAAUUAGUGUCCAUUUGACGAUUUUAAAUGCCGUUGUAAACGAUGGCAUCCUUUAGGAUGUCGAUGAACACCUUGCUAUUUAUCGUAUCCGCUGUUUAACGCCAAACGUGUCGCUCCACGAAUUUUAUCGGCAUCCAAACCAUCAGGCGUCGACAGUUCUUCAAAGUUUGUGUCGGCGUAGUUUCCUCACGUGGGAGUUUCUUCCCACAUAUGACCACCUGGGCUGACCUCUGAGGUUUGUCUAGAAAUAGGACCUCAUAGCGAAUGCAAACGAUUUUCACCAAGGAAAGUCUUCGAUCAACAUAUUUUUGAGCAAGCAAAAAACGUUCUCCAAUACGUUUUCUAGUUUAAAGUGGCUUUGUCAUAGCGUAUUGGUGAUGAACACCAAACUCUUUCAUUCUUUUUCUUAUUGUGCGCAAAGAAAACAUUCAGAGAUGUUCUCUGUAAACAGCCUUAACAGGCACCUAAUAAUAAUUUUUCAGUGUCCGACUAAAGAAAUCGUCGUCAUGCUUGCUUGUGAACCGUUUUGGCUCACCUUGCUUAGUAAUAAGCACUGUUUUAUCAUUCAUAAUUGUCUAGAGAUCGACUUGGCUAAUAUCGAAAACACUAGCUAACCACUGACACGGCAGCCAUUCGGCUGCGAAUUUUCGUAUCCGCUCAAAGUCAAAUUUCGAUGGGAGCUGUUAUGAUAUCUUUGCUGCAAGGCGUAGCAAAGGAAAUUGGCAGCAUGUGACGCUCAAUCUACAUAUACGUGUUUACGCCUACUAGUUCCCGGUGCAGUCAAACAAAGACAGUCGAACAAGCUUAUGUCUGCGUUAACGAUAUGAAGCGUUACCGUUUUGUUAAAUAUAAUUUAGGAUGAGAACAUGAUUUCUUGGUUUAUGGGAAUAAUGUGUUUUUACAUACUUGAGUUGAUUUUUGUGAGCUAAAAAUUAAAAUUUUCAUUUCCGGAGUUCCCCGCUUUGAUGUUUUUCUUGUAAUAUUAAAUUUUUCUUAUAACGCAAUGCGUGCAAAUAAGAGGUUUUAAUAGGAAAUUCGUAUUAGAAUAAGAAAAUAAGCGCAUAUCUGGAGACGUCAAAACUUUCCUAGUUUUGGUCAGUUUUGCCCAAUAAAACUGAAUCCGCAUGACAUCUUCUUUAGAAAAGGGUUUAAAGAAAUUAAAUCAAUUCUAACAAACAAAAAUAAACAACAAAAUAUGUGCCAUUCCAUCAACUCAAUAAAUGAUCCGGCGUUACCUUAGUUAGAUCAUUGUCUAGAACAGGAAGAUGCGAUUACUAGGACAACAUUUUUUUAAUCAUAAGAUACGCCUAUUUACGCAUAACUUUAGCCAACACAGCCGCCUCAACCUCCGUACCCGCCUCAACCGCAGUACCAACCUCAACCGCAGUACCCGCCCCAACCUCAAAAUCCCCCUUCCGCCGCACCUCCGUUGCCUUACCCCCAACAACCGCCGUCUUACGAACAGGUCGUGAACAUUCAACAAAACCCUGCUUAUCCGACCGCACCCUCUGCUCCGGCAGCAGAAGAAAUCAAAAAAGCGGCAUACGAAUAA
Messenger RNA from Spirometra erinaceieuropaei, 6890 nucleotides. Lineage: Eukaryota; Metazoa; Platyhelminthes; Cestoda; Diphyllobothriidea; Diphyllobothriidae. The record is from the annotation of a GenBank genome assembly.